CUUAAACCAUGGUGUGGAAUAAAUAUUUUAUGGUUAGUGAUCAUUUCUAAAAUUCUGUUUGAAAAACAAUUUAUUGAAGACUAUUUCUUCCAAAAGUCCAUUGGAAGAAAUGUUUUGUAGAACAGAUCCAAAACCAAAUAAGAAAUGUAGGACAUUAUCUAUAGAUAAUGACAUUAUCUCUAAAUUUCAGCAUGGUAUCGCCCUCUCAGUCAGUUAUCACAGUACCUAUUGGCUUUUAGCCGUUACAUUCAUUACACUAUUACAGCAACAGCUUCCAGCCGGAAAUCCACUGUAUGCACUCAUUUUUUCUGUAUUUAAUAUUAAUCAUGGUUAAAUAUUGUAUUUUGUGUCAUACCAAUAAGAUACAGAAUUCAGAUCUAAGUUUUCACAAGUAAGUAUUUUGAAACAGAUUCGUAUAUAUAACAUAAAGUAAGCUUAUAAAAACCAUUUCAAAUUUAUUCAGGUUUCCAAUAAAUAUUAUGUACCGAAAUGAAUGGAUUAAGAAACUAAAUUUAACUACUGCUAUUAAACGUUGGUAUCGAAUAUGUAAUUUACACUUUACCGCAUCAGAUUAUAACGUUCAAAACAAAAGAAUGGUAUUAAAAGCAGAUGCAGUACCUACCUUCAUUAUCAAUAAGGACAUAGACAGUUCAAAUAAUGAUAAUGAUUGUGCUGUGAUCCAAUCACUCAAACAUCCAGAUAACUUUUCUGUUGGUUUUCCGAAGAGCUAUCUGUUACAAGCAGUUGAAUUGAUAUUACAACCCAAGUCAGUACCAGUUGGUAGAAAAGCAAAGAUCAUGGGCAAAUGGAAUAAAAUUGAUGCCAUGAAAGUAAAUAGUCUUUGCUCUGACCAAUCACAUUUGCCUGUCUACAGUAGUAUCAUGUUGUACAGAGAAAAUCCUCUACGUAGUCUUUCUCCAAUUUUAAAUGAAAUGCGACUAUGUUUGUUGGCGGGUGAUUGGGAUGGAUACAAAGAUUUGCUUUUAUUAGUGUUAAGAUCAAGUAUUGUAUCAAGUGGAUACAUUUUGUUUGUCAUUCGAUCAAGUUUCAUACUAUUAUUUAACCAUCCAAAUCGAACACCACAGGUUUUAGAUACUUUCUUGAGAGCUUGUAUUUAUUUAACUGAUCAUAGGCGAAUUAAAUAUUUAGAAAGUUGUUUUACAUUUAAAGGAACAUUGGCCCAUUUAUUAGACAAAACAGUUAUGAAUAUAGAAGAUAAUGAAAAAGAAGAAGAAGAAGAAGAAGAAGAAAUUAUUUUUAAUUCGGAAUUUAGUUCAGAUGAAGAAGUCUCAUAAAGUGUAUGGUAUUAUAAUUGAAAAAUUAUUUAUUUAAACCUAUAAAAUGAGAAAAAAAAAUACACUUUAGAAUGAUUUUGUAGAAGUAUGAAGAUUCAUUAAAGGUAAAAGAAAAUAUAAAAUGGUUUGAUAAUUUUAAAUUUUAUGUAAAAUUCCAUAUUAGCUUAAAAAAAAAAAAUUUUUGCAGUAUAGA
This is a messenger RNA of Cinara cedri, 1488 nucleotides long. The record is from the annotation of a GenBank genome assembly. NCBI's taxonomy places the organism in Eukaryota, Metazoa, Arthropoda, Insecta, Hemiptera, Aphididae.